ACACUGGGCUUUGUGUAGCGGUUAUGUCACGCAUUGUAAUUCCGCGUAGAGUUUUGGAACUCCGCGUAGCCCUACUGCUCCCGAUUCAGCCGGCGGCCGGACUGCACCGAGCGCUCCCGGAAUUGGCCGAGACCCUGAGCCACUCGAGCGCGCCUCCGGAGCUCGAGGGUCGCCGAGGGUACACUGUCCACGCGCCGAGUCUCCACGGGACUCCCAGUGCACUGCACGGCAGGUAAGGAUGGAGGUGGAGGCCCAGGAAAGUAUUCCCAACUCUGCCAGUAUCCAGCUUACUGGGAAAGAGAGGACAUACAGGGUACAUGUGGUCACAUGGAACAUCGGCAUGUCAGAACCCCCAGACAAUAUCAGCUCCCUGCUAUACCUGGACUCCCAGGUCACUGCAGACCUCUACGUAAUUGGCCUGCAGGAGGUGAAAGCCAGACUGUUGCAAUUUGUCAUGGAUUUGGUCUUUGAAGAUUCCUGGAGCCUCCUCUUCAUGGCCACCCUGGGGCCUCUUGGCUAUGUAAAGGUGACCUCUGUGCGCAUGCAGGGUCUGCUCCUGCUGGUCUUCAGCAAGCAACUCCACCUCCCUUUCAUCAGGGAUCUGCAGACCACCUACACCCGCACUGGGAUCUUCGGGUACUGGGGCAACAAGGGUGGGGUGUCCGCGCGGAUCUCCUUUUAUGGACAUGCUCUAUGCUUCCUUAACUGCCACCUGCUUGCACACAUGAGCUACGCAGCGCAGCGCGUCGAUGAGUUCGAGUACAUCCUGGACGUGCAGGAGUUUGACACGCAUAACACACCGCACGUGCUCGACCAUGAUUUGGUCUUCUGGUUUGGGGAUCUGAACUUCCGCAUCGACGACCACGGCCUUCUCUUCCUGCGCGCUGCUAUCACCAGCAAUCGUUUCAGCCUGCUGUGGAACAAGGACCAGCUGCUGAUGAUGAAGAAGAAGGAGGCCUUGCUGCAGGAGUUUGAGGAAGGGCCUCUGUACUUUAAACCCACCUACAAGUUUGACAGGUUUUCCCAAACCUACGACACCAGGGCACCAAAGAUGUGGCUGGGCAUUAAUGGCAAGAGACGGAAACCAGCCUGGACUGAUCGCAUCCUGUGGAGGGUGAAGCCCAGACCUAAGGUGGAGGAAGGGUCCAAAGUGGAGGAGGCAACGAGGAAGCCACUCAGAGAAGAGCUCCCCCUUAAGGUGGCGCUGGACACUUACACCUCUGACUAUACCUAUGGUGUCAGCGACCACAAGCCUGUCAUUGGCACCUUUAGUCUUGAGCUGAAGAAGAAGUAUGAGAGCCCUCUGGUGCGGGUGUGUGCCGAGGGUGAUUGGAGUGCCACUGGGGAGCCUCUGGUGACGUACAGCAUCCUGGAGCCUUUCCCUGCCAGUAGCUGGGACUGGAUUGGCCUCUACAAGGCCAGCUUUAGAAGCGUGUCCGACUACAUUACAUACAUCUGGGUGAAGGGGAUAGAGGUUUCCAGUAGUGAUGAUGUCAUCCAGGUUUAUAUGAACAAAGAUGACAUCCCAGUGCUGAAGACAGACUGUGUGCUCUGUUACUAUAGCAGCAAUGCACGCUCCAUCGUGGGCAUCAGUCCGCCCUUUCAGGUACACGAGUCUGUGAUGGUCAUCGAGGAGGACUUGGCACCCAUGAUAGCCAAUGGGAGGGACGGGAAUACUGCCAGCUGAGGCUGAGCCUGCAUAUACCACCAAUCAGCAUCCUCGACCCUGGAACGGACAGCUGAGCCACACCCCUCCAUUUGCCACACCCAUUCUCUGCCUUUAUUGGUGCACUAGGAGGCCUGUCACUGACAUAAUAUCAGUCUCUAGAACUACUAUGUUCCAACAGACGUCUUUUAGUUGCAAUUUAUGUUUUUAAUCGUUAUACUUGCAAUGAUUUAAAAGUCAAUUUAUGUAAAGUAGCUCACAAUUUCACAAUAAUAUUAUGCUAUUAUUAUAUUUUUUUACACAAACUUACAUUUGGGAAUGAUAUUCUCAGUGGUACAACAGGAGAACCCUCUUGGGAUUUGAAUCAGCAGCAAGCAUGUCUGGUUCCUUAAUCACUGCACUGCAUCUUAAUGAGAAACAAGCCUCAAGUCCAUAAAUGAGAGAGAAGGGUAUGUGUGUGUUCAGCACCCACAUCCAUCAGCUUAUCUGUCACAGACCUCAGAGGUGCGAAAGAUGUGCAGAGAAAAACUGGCUGUUGCAGGGAGACAUUUUCAGGCUUUUUGAAUCCCAGUUUAAUUAUAAUCGUAAGUUUCUAUUCCCACAUAAAUGAAUAUCUGUAAAUGAAAAUGAAACUGAAUAUUUCAAAACUGGCUUCUAAUGAUUCAAAUUUGCAUGUAUUUUACAUUUUAUAUGUUUUAUAUGUAUCUUAUCGACUGUACAAGUCAGUUGCUUCAUUGUGCCAAUACAUCUCCGUGUCUGUCGAAUCAAAUCAAAGUUUAUUUGUCAGAAAUACAACAGUAUGGUAAAGCGCGGUAGCGAAAUAUUUUUUUUAGUUUUAGUUCUUUUUUUUAGUUAUACUGCACAUGUGCGAAAUCUCAGCUGAAUGUCAAUGUGAACAUGCAAGAAGUGCUGUUUGUGUUGGAACAGUAAAUACAAGCUAUGCCACAGCCAGGAUAAUGGAAGUGGUUUCUUUUCAGGCGUAAAAUAGAGCUUUGAUUCUUGUUAUUCCACUGUCCAAGAUGCCAGAAGUGUUUCUUUGGAUAUAGCCAUGUGUUGUUUGUUAUAUGUGUUAAUUAGAUCAUCUUAACAGUAACUGUAGCCUCAGAAUCGUGCAGAUACCUUGUAUCAGGAGCCAGGGCUUUUACAUCAACCACUGGAGGGCCCUUAGCGUGAUGAAGUGCUUAGCGUUGAUCUGACAAUCACUGGUUAAUUCAAAUAUUGCUUUUCCUGUUAAAUUGAUUUAUUACCAUUUUACUGUGUCUGUGUCACAAAGGAAAAAUUUAGAAAAUACAUAAAUGAAUAGUCAAUGCAAAUG
This is a messenger RNA of Brienomyrus brachyistius, 2981 nucleotides long. RefSeq names its product inositol polyphosphate 5-phosphatase K-like. Lineage: Eukaryota; Metazoa; Chordata; Actinopteri; Osteoglossiformes; Mormyridae. Gene Ontology annotation, biological process: negative regulation of insulin receptor signaling pathway; phosphatidylinositol dephosphorylation; negative regulation of glycogen biosynthetic process. Gene Ontology annotation, cellular component: ruffle; endoplasmic reticulum; cytoplasm. The coding region runs from base 239 to 1687 and encodes 482 amino acids. The transcript is spliced from 14 exons. Gene Ontology annotation, molecular function: phosphatidylinositol-3,4,5-trisphosphate 5-phosphatase activity; inositol bisphosphate phosphatase activity; phosphatidylinositol-4,5-bisphosphate 5-phosphatase activity. The record is from RefSeq and is a predicted model, not a curated record.